Molecule: messenger RNA, 1512 nt
Organism: Monoraphidium neglectum
Lineage: Eukaryota; Viridiplantae; Chlorophyta; Chlorophyceae; Sphaeropleales; Selenastraceae
Exons: 3
Coding region: 1-1512 (503 amino acids)
Source: RefSeq, a predicted model, not a curated record
AUGAUUGCCAUGGGGCAGGGGCCGCAGGUGGAGGCCUUCUUGGCCGGCCAGCAGGCAGCGCUGCACGCCGCGCUCGCGCCAGACGCGCCGCCAGUGCCGGCGCCGGCGCCUUGGCAUCUGCCCGGCCCCGGGGCGGCGGCCAGCGCGUCGCCGCCGCCGCCGGCGCAGGCGCCGGGGCCAGCGCCGCGGCUGGGGCGGUGGAGCGACCCGGCGUCGCUGCAGGCGCUCGGCGCCGCGGGCCACUCGCCGUCGCUGCAGGAGCGCGUCGCCGCGGGCGCCGCCGCCGCGCCGCCGCCGCUGCGGGUCCUGGGCCGCAGCCCCUCCCCCAGCCCCCAGCCGCACCCGCUGCUCGCCGGCCAUCCCUCCGGCCCGCCGGCGCUGCCGCGCGUGCGGACCGGGCCGCCCGCCGGCAAGCCGCCGCUGUGCGGCGCCGGGAACCACCACGGCGGGCGGCGCGGCGCUGCGCCUGGCGACGGGCCCGCUUACAGCAUCAGUCCGCGGGCAUCGAGCGCUUCCGUAACCACGCCCUCCGGCACGCCGCCGGCUGCCGCGGCGGCGGCCGCGGCGGCCGCCGCGGCGGCGCGGGACUACUGCCGCGGCCGCUUCACGGUUCACGAGGAGCCGCCCGCGCAGGCGCCGCACGCGUCCCUAGGGGGCGCAGGGUCCCCGCCCGUGGUGAAGCAGGUGGGGCGCUUCAUGGUGACUGAGGGGUCUUCGAUGGACCUGCGGGAACAGCUGCAGCAGCUGGCUCUCGCCCAGCAGCAGCAGCAACAGCAGCAGCAGCAGCAGCAGCAGCAGCAGCAGCAGCAGCAGCAGCAGCAGCUACGCGGCACAGUGUCCGGCGCCGCACGCGGCGCGCCGCAGCCGGGCCUGCUCGCGGCGGCGGCCGCCAAGGUGCUCGCGGCGGCGGGCGGCGGCGCGGCUGGGGCAGCGCCAGAGGAGCAUCGGUACCAAGCAGGGGGCGACCUCCAGGAGUGGCUGCUGUCUUCCCCCAUGUCCGCAGCCCUCAGCCCCCCGCCCGCCUUGGCGGCCGCGGUCGCUGGGGCGGCCCGCGAGGCGGCGCCGGCGCCGGCAGCCGCUAGGGCUGUGCCGCGCAUCUCCUUGGACGCACCGCCGGCGGCGCUACCCGCAGUGGCUUCAGUCCAGGCCGGGGCCCCCAACGGAUAUGGGGAAGCGUCCGGGUCGCUGGACACGCCACGGGGUGCUCCAGACCAGGGCGACGGCCUGCAGCAGCGGCAGCAGCAGCAGCAGCUGCAGCAGCGGCAGCAGCAGCGGCAGCGCUCGCCGCCGCCGCGCGGGCCGUCCGCGGCCGCGUCGCCGCGCCCCCACACGCGGCCCCAGUCACGUAGUGACCAGGAUGCGGGCGCGGCGGGCUCCCCCCGGCAGGCCGCGGCAGCCCUGAAGCAGCAGCAGCAGCAGCAGCAGCAGCAGCAGCCAGUGGCGGGUGCGGGGCGAGAGGUGCUCGAGCCCCACCCGCAGCAGCAUGCACCGGCGGCCGGCGGCCGACAGUGA